Molecule: messenger RNA, 6292 nt
Organism: Nylanderia fulva
Lineage: Eukaryota; Metazoa; Arthropoda; Insecta; Hymenoptera; Formicidae
Gene: Taf1
Product: TATA-box binding protein associated factor 1
Biological process (GO): transcription by RNA polymerase II; RNA polymerase II preinitiation complex assembly
Cellular component (GO): transcription factor TFIID complex
Molecular function (GO): TBP-class protein binding; histone acetyltransferase activity; RNA polymerase II general transcription initiation factor activity
Source: RefSeq, a predicted model, not a curated record
UCACAUAAUCAUCUCGUGCCCAGAUAAAUUCACCGAAAUUAUAGUUUGGUUAUUAGUUGGUUUCCGUUUGUUUCGUGGUCAUAUUCUCUCGCAGAUAGUCGUUCGUUGCGAUGUAUUUUAUGUAAACAGAGAGAUUAUCCGGUGUCGAGUAGCCGAUAAAUGAUAGAAUUCGAUAAUUUCCUACAACUUGUGAUGGCGAAAUAUACCUGUACAUGAUAAAAAAAAGAGGGCAUUACAUGAAAAUUUGUAAUUUAUUUACAUAUAUAAUUGCGGCGUAACAGAGGUGCUUACAUUGUAAAGAUCGAAUUGAUUGUCCUAUCUUAGUAAGAAUAAGAUGGGGGACUCCGAGGAGGAGAACGAGAAAGACUUGGUAUCUGGACUCAACAUCACUGGUUUCCUCUUUGGCAACAUUGAUGACAAUGGCCAGUUGGAGGAUGAUAUUUUGGAUCCCGAGGCGAAACAGCAUUUGGCUUCGCUCGGUCGUCUCGGUUUCAGUUCGUUUAUCAGUGAGAUGAUGUCUAAUGACUCUACCAGCGAGGAGAAAGAGAGCAACAAAUUGGAUGAUAAGACGGAGGAUCAUAACACAACUGCAAACGAUACAGAUGUGGAUUAUUUUACCAAAUCACCUACUGCGCUUGAUUUUUCUGACAUAAAUGAAUUAGCGGAUGAUAUAAAUGACGAUGCUUUGAAAAAUAAUGGACUCGACAAGAGAAUAGACAAGGAGAAUGCAGAUUAUGAUGCUGAUGAUGAGGAAGUUAUCAGCAAAUCGGAUACACAAUUGAUGCCACCUCCGCCAAUACCUGAAGAGAGAGAAAUUUUAACUGCGGAGGAGGCAGAAGCGGCGCGUCAACGUAAAUUAGAGACGCCUUUAGCUUCUAUGUUGCCCUCCAAGUAUGCCAAUAUCGACGUCACCGAAUUAUUUCCGGACUUUCGUGCCAAUAAGGUCCUCAGAUUCUCGAGGUUAUUUGGCCCGGGUAAGCCGAGCAGUCUGCCACAAAUCUGGAGAGGUGUUAGGAAACGACGUAAGAAGAAAAGGCACCACGAUAUCAAAGAUUCCGAUUCUGGGUCUGAUCAGGAUGAUAAAAAGCCUAAAUUUAAGGGUUGGAUAAUGCAGUACGGUUCCGAACCUUGCCCAGAGGCGUGUCGCUCGGAUGAUGAAACUAAGCUUCUGCUACCAGUAGAAGACAAGGAACAGACUGGUAAAACUGGUGAAACUGGAGAGAACGGUGAUAUGGGUCCCAAAGUGGCAGACUGGAGAUUUGGACCUGCACAGUUAUGGUACGACAUGUUGGAGGUUCCGGAAACCGGAGAUGGAUUCAACUAUGGUUUUAAAACAGGGGAUAAAAUGGACGAGCAAAAGAAUAAUAAAUCGGAGACUAAGAACGAAGAGUUUGCUGAUGACGCGUUUUUGAUGGUGUCGCAGUUACACUGGGAGGACGAUGUUGUCUGGAACGGAGACGAUAUAAAGCAUAAGGUGAUGCAAAAGUUGAAUAGUAAGAAUAACGCGGCGGGAUGGGUACCCUCAAGCGGCAAUAGAACCGCGCAAGCCUUCAGUCAACCGGGGAAAGGUGCCCCGGUUACAGUCGCGCCAAACGUCAGAUUGGCCACUUCGCAGAUCGCCACGCCGUUGCACAUGCAGUCGCAGAAGAACAAAAUGGGGAAUAUGGGGGCGAAGGGAAAUCAGCAGCCGCAACGGGAGGAGAAUUACGACGACACUUGGUACUCGAUAUUUCCGGUGGAAAACGAGGAGCUGGUUUAUGGUCUAUGGGAAGAAGAGGUCAUCUGGGAUCCGGAAGAGAUGAAGAAGAUCCCGAAGCCGAAGAUACUCACGUUAGAUCCGAACGAUGAGAACAUAGUUUUGGGCAUACCGGACGACAUUGAUCCCGCUCUCCUUCACAAGGACAACGGUCCGCAGCCCAAGGUCAAAAUUCCCCAUCCGCACGUGAAGAAGAGCAAGUUACUGCUGGGUAAGGCGGGCGUCAUCAACGUUCUCGAAGAAGAUACGCCUCCGCCGCCGCCCAAAUCGCCCGACCGGGAUCCGUUUAACAUAUCAAACGACACGUAUUACAUGCCAAAAUCGUCGGAAACUACGUUGAGGCUGAAAGUCGGCGGCGGCAAUUUAAUACAGCACAGCACUCCAGUGGUGGAGUUACGUGCACCUUUUGUACAAACGCACAUGGGUCCAAUGCGAUUGAGAAACUUUCAUAGGCCGCCGUUGCGAAGGUUCAGCCACGGUCCCUUGGCUCAUCCAGGGCUACACGGUGUUCUGCCUUUACUGAAGCACAUCAAGAAAAAGGCUAAGCAACGGGAACAGGAAAGAAUCGCUUCCGGUGGUGGUGACGUUUUCAUGAGAACCCCCGAGGACUUGACCGGUCGAGAUGGCGAAUUGGUGCUCGUCGAAUUCUCGGAAGAACAUCCGCCGCUAAUGAAUCAGGUCGGGAUGUGCUCCAAGAUGAAGAACUAUUACAAGAGAAGGGCCGGCAAGGAUCAGGGUCCGCAGAUCUAUAAAUACGGGGAAACGGCGUACGCUCACACCAGUCCGUUUCUGGGCAUUCUUACACCUGGUCAAAGUAUCCAGGCUAUCGAGAACAACAUGUAUAGAGCUCCAAUUUACGAGCACAAGAUCCCCGAAACCGAUUUCUUAAUUAUAAGAUCAAGACAACAAUAUUUCGUUAGAGAGAUGGACGCGUUGUUCGUUGCCGGACAGGAGUGUCCUCUGUACGAAGUGCCGGGACCGAAUUCGAAGAGAGCGAAUAACUUUGUGCGUGAUUUCCUGCAAGUGUUCAUAUAUAGAUUAUUCUGGAAGUCGCGUGAUACACCUCGACGGAUUAAAAUGGACGAUAUCAAAAAGGCCUUCCCAUCUCACAGCGAGAGCAGCAUCAGGAAGAGACUAAAGCUAUGUGCAGACUUUAAGAGAACUGGAAUGGACUCCAACUGGUGGGUGAUAAAACCAGACUUUAGACUGCCAACCGAGGAAGAAAUCCGCGCUAUGGUGUCGCCGGAGCAAUGUUGUUCUUAUUUCAGCAUGAUCGCGGCCGAGCAGCGUUUAAAAGACGCUGGAUACGGUGAGAAAUUCCUAUUCACUCCUCAGGAUGAUGACGACGAAGAUAUGCAGCUUAAAAUGGACGAUGAGGUAAAGGUGGCACCAUGGAAUACGACGCGCGCUUACAUACAAGCUAUGAAAGGAAAAUGCUUGCUACAAUUAGCCGGUCCAGCCGAUCCAACUGGCUGCGGUGAAGGCUUCUCUUACGUCAGAGUACCGAAUAAGCCAACUAUUAGCAAGGAGGAGCAAGAAGCUCAACCAAAGAGAACCGUAACCGGUACGGAUGCAGAUCUGAGAAGAUUAUCUUUGAACAAUGCGAAGGCGUUGCUGCGUAAAUUCGGCGUGCCCGAAGACGAGAUCAAGAAGCUAUCUCGUUGGGAGGUAAUCGACGUCGUCCGAACUUUGUCGACAGAGAAGGCGAAAGCCGGCGAAGAAGGCAUGACGAAGUUUUCGCGGGGCAACCGUUUCUCUAUCGCCGAGCAUCAGGAGCGCUACAAAGAGGAGUGUCAGCGUAUCUUCGAUCUGCAGAAUCGCGUUCUCUCGUCGAACGAAGUACUGAGCACGGAUGAGGGCGAGAGCUCGGAGGAAGAUAGCUCGGACAUCGAGGAAAUGGGUAAGAACAUUGAAAACAUGCUGUCGAAUAAAAAAACCAGCACGCAGCUGUCGUUGGAGCGGGAAGAGCAACAGCGACACGAGCUGCGAAAGAUGCUGAUGGGCGAGGCUCAGGAGCAGGAGAACAAGAAGGGCAAGGACAACAAGAAGAAGGACGAGGAAGAGGACAGUCCGAUUAACAAUUUCAAUGCGCAGCAAGGUCGUGUGCUGAAAAUUUACCGUACGUUCCGCAAUCCAGAGGGCAAGGAGUACACGCGGGUCGAAUUGGUGAGGAAGCCCGCCGUGAUCGACACGUACUUGAAGAUCCGCAACUCGAAGGACGAGACGUUCAUCAAGCAGUUCGCCACAUUGGACGAGGCACAGAAGGAAGAGAUGAAGCGGGAGAAGCGCAGACUCCAGGAACAGCUGCGGCGAAUCAAGCGAAAUCAGGAGAGGGAGCGUAUGAUGGGAGGACCAGCGGUCGUCAACGGCAGCACCAUCAAUAAUUCGAGCAACAACAACAAUAGUAAUAACAAUGUAUUUGAUCGCAGCAGCACCAACACUCCGACUAUCACCUCCUCGACCAGUAUCCUUCCGUUCAGUAAUUUCCCAUCUUCUUCCACUACCACUACUACUGUACCUAAGCAUCCUAAACCGGAGGUCUCUCCUCCCAAGCGUAAAAAACCUAAACUUAAACCAGAUCUAAAGCUCAAGUGCGGCGCCUGCGGCAACGUCGGUCACAUGCGCACGAACAAGGCCUGUCCACUUUAUCAGAACAGCAUCGCCACCGCGCCGGUCAACGUGGCGAUGACCGAGGAGCAGGAAGAGGAGAUCGAAAAGCAGUUGAAUACAGACGAUCAGGAUUUGGUGAACGUCGAUGGGACCAAGGUGAAGUUGUCAUCAAAACUGAUCAAGCAUGCUGAGGAGAUGAAGAGACGUACACUAUUACUCAAAGUGCCGAAGGAGGCAGUGAACUCGAAAAAGCGCAGGAAACCACCCACUGAUGAUCACUGUGAUUACCUGAAACGCCACCAAAGACCAGUCAACAGACGUAGGACUGAUCCAGUUGUUGUAAUGUCCACGAUGUUGGAGAGCAUCUUAAAUGAAAUGAGAGAUCUGCCGGAUGUGCAACCUUUCUUAUUCCCAGUCAAUGCAAAAGUAGUUCCCGAUUAUCAUAAGAUUAUACAACGUCCUAUGGAUCUGCAGACCAUACGUGAAAAUUUGAGGCUGAAAAAGUAUCAAAAUAGAGAAGAAUUUUUGGCAGAUGUUAAUCAGAUUUGGGAAAACUCGACGCUUUAUAACGGAGCGAAAAGUUCAUUAACCGUAGCUGCCAAAAGAAUAUUGGAUACCUGCAUUGAGAGGCUCCGCGAGAAAGAAGAACGUUUAAUGAGGCUGGAGAAGGCUAUCAAUCCUCUUUUGGAUGAUGAUGAUCAGGUUGCUCUUACCUUUAUCUUGGAUAACGUUGUCAACAAUAAGUUGAAAUCUAUGAUGGAAGUGUGGCCAUUUAUGAAACCUGUUAAUAAGAAGAUGGUGAAGGAUUAUUACAAUAUCGUGCAUAGACCAAUGGAUCUAGAAACUAUAUCAAAAAAAGUUUCCGCACAUAAAUAUCACAGCCGUCACGAAUUUCUCAGGGAUAUCGAGCAGAUUUUGGAAAAUUGCACGCUUUACAAUGGCAAGGAUUCUCCGCUCACAAAUAAGGCAGAAUUGUUGGUGAAAGUGUGUAAAGAAACAUUAGAUGAGUACAAUGACCAUCUAUCGCAACUCGAAAACAAUAUAUUGCUUGUACAAAAGCGUGCAAUGGAGCAAGCGGAUAUAGAUUCUUCGUGGCUUGGUCCAGACGAUGAAAACUAUAUGCCUGAAUCUGAAUUCAGAAGCAGCCAGACCAGUUCUCCGGAAAAUCCAUUUGGCAAGUCAAAUAUAGACGAAUUCGAUUUCGUGGAUGUAGAAGAAGAUAUGGAAACGGACAUGGAGAGAAACUCGAAAAAGAAAGAUGUCCUUGAAGAAGACCUUCAAUUCUCCAGUGAAGAUGAAUUCGAUGAAGUGCCCUUCGUUACGGAUGAACAUUCCGGACAAAACGAAAUGGAGACCCUGGAACUGAGCGAGGUCAGGGAAGAAGGUGUUGUACUAGCGGACGAUGACAGUCAACAAGCUGCUGAGGCGAUGGUCCAGUUAGCUGGUAACGUCGGCUUUUAUGUGGGCGAGCAGCAACUCCUUCAGCAAGAUGAGAGCAUGGAUGUUGAUCCAAAUUAUGAUCCAUCGGAUUUCCUGCUACCUGGUUUGGCAGCUAGAGAUGAUAAAGGCGAGAAUAAAAUUCAGGACGAUCUGGCUGUUUCCGAGAGCGACGAUGACGCCGAGAGUACCAUUCCGAAGCCGGAGGCGCAGCAGAAUCAACAGCAGCAGCAACUGUCACAACCAGACGAGGAUGUCGGCGAUUUGUGGUUCUAAACGCGCGUUUUGUUACUUUGUUGAAGCGACAUGAGAAAUAUUUAUCUAACGCCGGACAGAUACACACAUACACAUACAUGAUUAAGGAUUCACAAAUUCAUACAAGUUUAUCUUGUAUGAUUGAAGAGGAGAUUGUAGAAUUUACUCUUCGUACACUCUAUGUGCAUACAUUGUAUAGAUCUGUAAAUACAAAAUAAAAUAUUGUUUUUUCUA